AUGAGCUUAUCUAAUGAUCGUAAAAUCGACGCUUUAUCAAUUUCUUCAUCUGUGGACGAGUUCAGCCAUUUCGAAUACGUCGAAGACGAAUCGACUGUUGGACGUGGGGUAACGUCCGUUAAAGUCAAUCGAUUCGGCUUCGACUCCGAUACCGCUCUCUCUGAGGACAAUCAAGCAACGCUGGAGGGGCUCGAGGUUUUAGUGUACCAAGAGUUCGAGCGUGAACCGCUCGGAGCAGCGGGCGCUGUUCAAGUCGAACCCCGCGAGGAGCACUACAAGGACGCCGAG
Messenger RNA from Cylicostephanus goldi, 288 nucleotides. Lineage: Eukaryota; Metazoa; Nematoda; Chromadorea; Rhabditida; Strongylidae. The record is from the annotation of a GenBank genome assembly.